AUGAUGUCCAUUUGGCAAUAAGCUAUCGUUGUUUUUCAAAAAAACUUCACUAUUUACUAACAAGAGCGUUAAUACAGACAAGAGUUCUUUGUGGCUCUUCUUGUUUUUAUUAUCCUCCUUGUUGGAAGUAAGAAUAUACAGCAUAUCCUUUUUUAGAAGAAACAUCAAGUUCAACACUCCUUUAAAUUGGAGCUGAAUUUUUACCUAUGACUCUUUUGAUAAGUUCAAGAUAUAUAGUCACAUCAAUGAUAUCAGAGAAGAGUGAUAGAUAAAAGGAGAUCUAAAAAGUAAUCAUUUUUCAUCAUUAUUCUUUAGAUCAUGGGCUUAAAACAAUCAGCAUAUUAAUUAGGUUGGUUCCUAUUCAACUUUGCUAGAAUUAUGGCUGUCUCUAUCUUCUUUCUUGUUCUAGCUGUACCUACAGGAUGCUUUGGACCUUCAGAAGAGAUAAUCAUAAUAGACAAUGAACCACUGACUAUCUACUACUUUAGUCCUAUUUAGAUUAUUGGUAGUUAUCUUCUUUAUGCAAUUGGAUUAACAGCUUAACAAUAUUUCUUAACAACAUUAUUCGACCAACCAAAAAAUGGUGCUGAUUUAUCAAUGCUAUUAAACAUUUUUGGGUCUGUGUGUUCAGCAUUACUUAGUAUCCCAUAUUUUUAAGCGUACUCUUCAAUAUUUAUUAUAGUCAUUCCUGGAUUGUAAUCUUAUUUGGUGUUAUUUUUCCAACAUUUUUAUUUGAUAUAUAUCCAUACAAUCAAAUUCUAGGAACUAUUAAUAAAGGUACAAUACCAGCCUUAGACCCUUCAUUGUAUUUUGGAUUAUAAGGAGCAGAAAUAUUUUUCUAUGGGAUUUUAUAUUUAUAUUUAGAAUAAGUUCUGUCAAAUGAAUAUGGAACAAAUAAACAUCCUUUGUUUUUUCUUGGAAAAAAAUAUUCAAUUUAAGAAGAGUAGGUUUCAAAUUAGUUUGAAUUACCUAACAUGAACAAACCCUUUAUCGGUUCAAGAUAAUCUGAAAUAUAGGAAGACAAUAGUUCAGCUAUAUAUCAUGAAGUUUUUGAUAAUCCUAAAUAAGUGAAAGUAAUUAUAAAAUUAUAUGAAUUUAGAGAGCUAUAUCAAUAAAGCAUGUGAAGAAAAGCUUUAAUGAUCUUAAAGCAGUAGAUGGUGUAACAUUAUAAAUAUAUGAUUCAUAAAUUCUUUGUUUAUUAGGACAUAAUGGAGCAGGAAAGACUACUCUCAUUUCUAUAUUAACAGGUCUAAUUAAAAGAGAUAGUGGAUCCAUAACAUAUUAUGGAACAGACACAGAUUUUGAUGUUAUUAGAAAUUAUUUAGGAUUUUGUCCAUAAAAAGAUGCUCUCUAUGAUAGUUUAAAUUGUGAUUAACAUUUAUACUAUUAUGGAAGAUUAAAAGGAAUAGAUGAGAAAGAACUACAAUUAGAAAUAGAUUAGAUUAUUAAUAAAUGUGAUCUUACUAAUGAUAGAAUGAAAUUAGCGAAAUAAUUGUCAGGAGGAACAAGAAGAAAAUUAAGUUUAGCUAUCUCAUUGAUAGGAUAAUCUAAAGUUGUAUUUCUAGAUGAACCUACUUCUGGAAUGGAUCCAAUUUCAAGAUAAAAGAUUUGGGACAUUUUAACAUAAGUGAAAAAUGAAGGUAGAUGUUUAGUAUUGACUACACAUCAUUUAGAUGAAGCAGAAAUCUUAUCAGAAAGAUUAGCUAUUAUGGCUAAGGGUAAAUUAUUAACUGUUGGAUCAGUAGAUUUUAUAAAAUUGAAUUUUGGUAUUGGAUAUCAUUUAAGUUUAUAUGAUAAAACAAACAAUCCAUAAGUUUGGAAUGAGAAAAGUAAGAAAAUUGUAAAUAUUGUUUAAUAAUUCAUUCCUCAAGCUAAAUUAAGUACUCAAACAUCUUAAGAUAGUAUGGGAUUCUAGGUUCCUUUUAAACAUAAAGAUAAAUUCCUACCAUUAUUUGAAUAAUUAGAAAGAGAUUAAUCUAUUUAAGUUAAUUUAAUGAUGAAUACUCUAGAAGAAGCAUUUAUAAAUAUAGGUAUGGAUGAAGAAUCUUUUCUUAAUAAAGCAUCAGGAAAAUAAAUAUCAAAUGAAGAUUCUAAAAUCAACAUUGACAUAACUGAAGAAUUCAAUAAAAUCAUACCUCCAGAAUGUUUAAGUAGACCACCAUAAUAUAAUUUUGGAUUGUAACUUUGGGCAUGUUUUAUUAAAAAACAUUAUACAAUGACAGCCAAAAGAUAUCUAAUGUGUGUAUUUAUGCCAUCAUUUUUUGCUGUUCUAGCUCCUGUCGUUUCAAAAAUUACAUAUAAUGUAAUAUAACCAACAUUAGAUAGUACAACAAAUACAACAUUAGUUUAUGGUUAAUUUGCCUUAAUUGAUACAUAUGUCUAUAUAUUGUUAGGUGUAUCAAUGGCUAGUUCUUAAAUUGGUAGUGCUCCUGUUGAAGAAAGGGAGAAAAAGUAGAAAUAUGCUUUAAAUGUGAUGGGAUGCAGAACAUUACCAUAUUGGUUAGGAUAUUAUUUUUAUGAUAUCACUAUUUGUAUCCUUGUGUUGGUUAUAUUUAUUAUAGCAGUAAAUAUUUGUGAUGUUUAAGUAAUUAAUAAUGGAAAUGUUUAUGGACUUGUAUUUUGUUGUUAUUUAGCAUAUUUACCUCUUGGUUAUAUAUUGUCAUGGUUAUUUACAUAAUUCUUAUCAGCAGUAAGAUCCUUAAUAUUGAUUCAAUUAUUUGGAUUCUUUAUGAUUGCUUCAGUAAUUUAUGUAGUUAGCUUUAAAGUUGAUAUUGUUCUUUGGAUUUUAUCAUUUUUAUGUCCUUCAUUAGCAACAUUUAGUGGAUUCAUUACUGUAUAUAAUAAAAUUGCCAAUGACAAUUAGAUAUAUAUAAAUACACCAUUUUAAAAUGUUUAUCCAUUUGUCUUUAUGAUUAUCAUGAUCUUGUAAGCAUGUCUCUAUCUUUUCAUAACUUAUUUGAUUGAUAACAGAGAAUUGUUAGGUGCAAAUUCUGGAGGUGUUUUAAGUGUGAAUUAGGAUGAAGAUGUAAUUUAAGAAGAAAGAAGAGUUGAAAUUUAGAGUUGCUAAGAUAGAGUGAUUGCUAGAAAAAUAUCAAAGACAUAUGCUAAUGGAUUCUAAGCAGUUAAGGGAACAUCAUUUGGAAUAGAACCAGGAUAAAUAUUUGGAUUAUUGGGUCCUAAUGGAGCAGGUAAAUCAACUACUUUUAAUAUGAUUACUUCAAAAUUAAAACCAUCAACUGGAACUAUUUUAUUAGAACAUUAAGAAGUUAAAAAAGGUUUAGGAGAUGUCUAUUAGAAUGUUGGAAUUUGUCCUUAAUUUGAUAGUCUAUAUGAUAUAGUUAAUGUUAGAAGACAUCUACAAAUUUGGGCUUAUUUAAAAGGUUUGAGAGGAGAAGAUGUAAAUUUAACAAUAGAAUAUUUUAUGAAAGUGAUGUAAUUAACAGCCUAUGAAAAUACAUUGGCAUCAUAAUUGAGUGGAGGAAAUAAAAGAAAAUUAUGUGUUGCAUUGGCUUUGAUGGGUGGAACAAAUAUGUAAUUUUUUGAUGAACCAUCAUCUGGAGUUGAUCCAAUUGCAAGAAGAUUUUUAUGGAAUGCAAUUUAAUAAGGAGUUAAAUUAAGAUAAAGUUCUGUUAUUUUAACUACACAUACUAUGGAUGAAGCUGAAAGUCUUUGUAAUAAGAUUGCUAUAUAAGUUAAUGGUAGAUUUGCAUGUUUAGGAUCAGUUCAACAUUUGAGAUCUAAAUUUGGAGAUGGAUAUAGAGUUUUAAUUGAACCAACAAAUAAUAUAGUAAUUUUAAAUAUAAUUAUUUUUAUUAGGAUAAUGGAGAAGCCAUUAUUUAAGAGAUCACAAAAUAUUUUGGGAAUAUAUAUAUUAUGAAUGAUAUACAUACAAACAAAAUAAUUUGUAAAUUCCCUUUGAAAGGAUUUUAAUUCCAUUAGACUUUUUAUUUCUUUUAAGAAAAAUUACAAAAGGAAUUGAAAUUGAUUAGAGAUUUCUAAAUAAGUCAACCAAAUUUGGAAUAGAUCUUUAUGCAAUUUGCUGCAUAAUAAAUAAUAGAGCCUGAAGUAUAAAAAUAAGAACCUCCAGGUCGUUGUCAUGUAGUCGCAUUAUGUGGUAAUGAUGAAGAUGAUUGA
This is a messenger RNA of Paramecium pentaurelia, 4134 nucleotides long. Lineage: Eukaryota; Ciliophora; Oligohymenophorea; Peniculida; Parameciidae. The record is from the annotation of a GenBank genome assembly.